GUAGCCACGGCAGAUACAAGCUGUUGGUGGAAUCUGUCUUAGGGUAUCAAACCCCAAGCCAGAUUCUUGGCGGAGGGGCUUUGUAACGCUUGUGUCUGUAAAAAGAAAGGCAGAGGGGAAAGGUGCGCCAUCUAGAAGACAAGUUUCAAACUAGAAAGGGGCAUAGAGAGAUUAGAAGGAGUGCAACCGGGUAAGAUGGCAACUUUCCAUUUUGGGGGAUUGUCUCUUCGGGCAAAGGCCAGGGAGGAUUCGGCGCCAAUUUUGGCGUCUGUGCGAUCAUUCCCUCAUUGCACCUCCGCAGAUUCGGUUGAGUGGAUUGGUUUACCUAAAAGUGUCCAAGUGCUAAGUGGAAACAAAUCGGGGAACGAGGAGCGUAGGUCCAGGGGCGGAAAAGUCCAACAGGAAAGCCCACUGUUUUUGUGGCCAGUUCUGGAUCCGUGGAGGCUCGGCGAAAGGAUAAUUAUUGCCGGAACAGAGGGGAAGUCAGGCAGCCCCAACGAGUCGGAGCGGAUCUGAAGAAUUCCGGAAGCCCACGGCGCAAAGCAGCAGGAGCAGAGUUCGCCGGAAAGAUUCCGGGUUGUGCUUAGAUUGUCAGAUAGACCCCAAAACAAAUAAACUAAGAAAGACUCAAUCGAUGGGCUUGAGUUUGACUCGCUAGGCCCACCAUCAAACCCUUUGCGCGAGCGGCAGUUUGAUCCCAACCGGGCUCGAUAGCGCAUAAUUUUUCCUCGCCGCGAGCAAAAUC
This is a messenger RNA of Drosophila ananassae, 745 nucleotides long. RefSeq lists its product as uncharacterized. The coding region runs from base 196 to 516 and encodes 106 amino acids. The transcript is spliced from 2 exons. Lineage: Eukaryota; Metazoa; Arthropoda; Insecta; Diptera; Drosophilidae. The record is from RefSeq and is a predicted model, not a curated record.